Messenger RNA from Rodentolepis nana, 534 nucleotides. The record is from the annotation of a GenBank genome assembly. Lineage: Eukaryota; Metazoa; Platyhelminthes; Cestoda; Cyclophyllidea; Hymenolepididae.
AUUGUUCCUAAUGCACUCUAUCAAGCUUGCUUUGGAAGUGUUCAUGAUCCUGGUUUUGAAAAUCUCCUCAACUCGCUGUGGCUGGUCGCUGUCACAUUUUUGAGCAUCGGCUAUGGUGAUGUUGUCGCAAAUACCUACUGUGGUCGGGGCAUUUCCUUAGUCACGGGUGUUUUGGGAUCACUUUGUACAGCACUGGUUGUGGCCGUUUUUGCCCGAAGGUUGGAACUUUCAAAGGCGGAAAAACAUGUGAUCCACUUCAUGAUGGAGAACACUCUCACCAAAAAGAUGAAGCACUACGCAGCGAAUGUCCUUCGUGAGACGUGGCUCAUCUACAAGUACACCAAAUUGGUCAAGAAGCUCAACGUGUCCACAAUAAGAAAACACCAAAGAAAGUUCUUAUGUGCCAUCCAUGGACUCCGGCAGGUGAAACUGGAGCAGAGGAAACUUCAAGAUAACGCCAACACUUUGAUUGACUUGGCUAAAGUAAGCAAAGUUUGCUCUCAUUCGUUGUCAAUAAGUAGACUCUACGGCUGA